Penicillium chermesinum is the source of this 2040-nucleotide messenger RNA. RefSeq names its product serine carboxypeptidase S28-domain-containing protein. NCBI's taxonomy places the organism in Eukaryota, Fungi, Ascomycota, Eurotiomycetes, Eurotiales, Aspergillaceae. The transcript has a single exon. Gene Ontology annotation, biological process: proteolysis. The coding region runs from base 1 to 2040 and encodes 679 amino acids. The record is from RefSeq and is a predicted model, not a curated record. Gene Ontology annotation, molecular function: serine-type exopeptidase activity; dipeptidyl-peptidase activity.
AUGAAGGCCUGCUCCCUCUUCGCUGGGCUACUGGUUGCCCAUGGCGCAGUGGCUGCUAGAGUUCAUUCGUACAGCAAGCGUCAAAGUGACACUGAAUCUGGCCCUUCUGUACCAUCCUACUACUUCGACAUUCCUGUUGAUCAUUUCAACUCAUCCAACACGGAUACUUACAAGAAUCUUUAUUAUGUCAACGACACCUACUACAAGGCUGGCGGACCAGUCAUUCUCCAGGAUAUGGGAGAAGAGGCUUUCAGGCAAUCAGCUGCGCAGGUCUAUCUGGCAGAACAGGAUUCCAAAAGUGCAUCUAUGCAGCUUGCAAGGCAUUUGAACGGCAUUGUCAUUGGUUGGGAGCACCGUUACUAUGGAGUGAGUCGUCCUGUGGAAAUCGCCGGCCCUUAUGGCCUCCCGGUGCACGGAAUUGAGGGCUACAAAUACUUGACGGUGCAACAAGCCUUGGAGGAUGUUGCCUACUUCGCCAACAACUUCAACAAGACUGAUCUGGCGAAGAAUCACGUUGUUAAGAGCACCUCCGGCCUAGACCCAUACCACACUCCCUGGAUCUUUGUCGGAGCUUCAUACUCCGGUUCGCGUGCUGCGUGGAUGCGCCUGGUCCACCCGGAGAUCAUCUAUGCCUCAUGGGCUUCCAGUGCGCCCGUGCAAGCCCAGUACGACGGCUCUCUGUACUAUGACCCCAUUGCACGCGCACUCCCCAAGAACUGCACCAAUGACUUCGCUGCUACUGCCAGAUACAUCGACGACACUUUCAAAUCAGGCCCAGAGUCAGAGGUAUCCGUUAUUAAGUACGUUUAUUCCGCCCUUGUCAGUAUUGGGUAUUCGGACGGCGUUCGCAACUAUGAUGACUCUGAUGACUCUGAUUUCUUGAAUUACUUCUCUGAAUCGGGCGUGGCAUAUGAUGUGGGCGAGGCAAUUUCAAACUUGAUCUCCGGUGGUGGCGCGUACCAAGAUGCCGGAGCAGGAGCAACCACCCAGCUCAUCUGUGAUUACAUGGAAGGCUUUGACGUGAAGGGAUUCAAGGAUGGCGUCUCUGAGACCUCAAGCGGCAAGAGUGUUCUGUCCGUUCUGGAGAACCUCAACGGUUCGGACUCAGACUUCCCGUCCGACGGAAUUGCUGCCAGCGUCGACAGCAAUGGCGACUACUAUGCUUUCUGGGCUGCUAUCUGGGCCGGCUACAAGUUCGUAGAGAACGCAUACUCCCAAACUGUCAAGCGCUCCAGCACUCCUCGCCGCCAUCCGUUCAACGUCCCUGGUAAGGAAGAAGAGACCAUCAGUUCAGACGACUACGCCUGGCUCUGGCAGACCCUCCAGGAGGUCGGAUACUACCAAGCCUCCAACGACACCAACAACGGCGAGAGCUACCCUCUGCUCAGCGACGCCUUCAAUACUUCCAGCUAUCGCCAAGAGAUGAUCGGGAUUCUCGAAGGGGAACAACAUCUCGAAGGGGAACAACAUCUCGAAGGGGAACAACUCUCCACCAUCCCUUUCGAAUUCCCCACCAACCCGAACAACAGCUGGUUGCUGUCUCUGGGCGGCUGGAACAUGAAGGCUAGCAACACCAUGUUCACCAACGGCGAGUUCGACCCCUGGCGAGCGUUCAGCGUGGCUUCCCAGGAGUCCCACGCUGGAGCCCCAAACCGCACGAUUACUCAGGAUGUGCCCGCUUGCAACAAGGUGUCUGAUGGCAAUGACGUAUUCGGCAUUGUGUACGAAGGUGCCGUGCACGCUGCUGAUGCGGCCUGGUGGCCUGGUAUCGACGGCGGCCAGGCUAACUUGAGCAAGCCUUUGGAUGAUGGUGUUCGGCUUUUCGUGAACGCCUGGAACGUGUGGUCCAAAUGCUUUAACGCCAGUCGCGACGACAUUCGCAAUGGAAAGGGUGUCGAUGGUGCGGGCCAUGGAGCAAAUGGCAGCACUCUAAUCUCACACCCUAGUGAUGACAAGGAUAAUGUCGCAAGCCGUGCUAGCGGAUUGUCCAGCCUUGUGCUGCUGGGCGCCCUAGUCGCUGGUUUCUUUGUUAUGAUGUAA